Messenger RNA from Aricia agestis (brown argus), 1381 nucleotides. It is a transcript of the gene Gas8, whose product is annotated as dynein regulatory complex subunit 4. The record is from RefSeq and is a predicted model, not a curated record. Gene Ontology annotation, biological process: cell motility. Gene Ontology annotation, cellular component: motile cilium; microtubule; Golgi apparatus. NCBI's taxonomy places the organism in Eukaryota, Metazoa, Arthropoda, Insecta, Lepidoptera, Lycaenidae. The coding region runs from base 11 to 1381 and encodes 456 amino acids. The transcript is spliced from 8 exons. Gene Ontology annotation, molecular function: microtubule binding; small GTPase binding.
UAUUAUUAUCAUGCCGCCAAAGAAAGCCGGAGGGAAGAAACCAGCAACCAUCAUCAUCGAUGGGGUUGACACGUCAGAGAUGACGCGAGAGAAACUCGAGCAGUUCACCCUGAAAGUCAAAGAGGAACUAGACAAGGAGAGAGAGGAGAGAAACUACUUCCAACUAGAGCGAGACAAAAUCAGAACCUUCUGGGAAAUAUCCAGAACUCAGCUGGAAGAAUGUAAAGCAGAACUAAGGAACAAAGAGAGAGCGGCAGAGGAGGUACAAGAAGAAAAUGAGGCGCUUCUUGAAACAGAGAAGCAAAAAAUUAAACAUCUGAAGUAUGAACAUCAAGCUGCACUGGCUGCUUUGAGAGCAGAGAAUUUGGUCGCUCUAAAAGCAGCAAAAGAAGACCAUUCAGAGCAAGAACUAGAACUGCUUAACGAUAAAAGAGCACUGCGUCAGGAGAUGAAAGAAAAACUUCUGGCAGCCCAAGAUGAACUUAGACGAGCGAAAUUGGUUCAUGCUGAAGAAUUGUCUAAAGUAAGAGCAGAUUUUGAUGAAAAAGCUCGACAGAUAGAAGAAAAAGCAGAAAAGAAGCUCAACGAAACUAAAAUAGAACUAGGAGUAAAGCAUAGAACAGAAAUAGCAGAAGUUGAAGAAAGGAAGAAUAAACAGCUAUCGGAACUGAUUGCUGAUCAUGACAAAGCAUUCGCUGAGUUAAAGAAUUAUUACAAUGACAUUACUUUGAAUAAUUUGGGUUUAAUAAACAGCUUGAAGCAUCAGAUGGAGGAGAUGCAAAAGGCACGAGAGCGGGCUGAGAAGACGGCAAGGGACGCAGGGGUGGAGGCGCGGGCGCUGCGAGGGCCGCUGCAGACAGCUGUGCUGGAGAACAAGGAGUUGAAGAGACAGAUGUCCAACUACGAUAGAGACAAAGCUACGUUGAGUAGUAAGAGCAAGCAACUUUCGGUACUGGAGAAACAAUUUGAGAUGUUGAAGUGGGAGCACGAGGUGCUGCAAGUGCGUUUCGACCGCGUACAGGCGGAGAGGGACGAGUUGAAAGCUAGAUUUACGAAAGCAGUUAUCGAGGUGCAACAGCGAGCCUCGCUGAAGACAGCCUUAUUGGAGGUUAAACUGAAGAACAUGGAAGGUAGAGAUUUGGGACCUAAGGAUCUACAUGAACUCCUAAAGUUCAAAGACAACCAGUUGGAGGACAUGAAGUAUGAGGUUGCGAGGUUGCGGAAGGCCCAUGACGACCUUCUAGCGACCUACGAGGCGAAGUUGGCAAAACUCGGCGUGUCACCGGAUGAACUGGGAUUCAAGCCCUUGAAGUCCAUAGCAAUCAGCAGUAUGGUCAUUGGACAAGGACCCGCCGGCUUGGUUACCAAGGACCCUAUUUAA